UCUGUUGCUAUCUAAGCCUAGUACAUUUUCCAAGGCAGUUUGGGCAUAAACACUGCAGACAGUUUGUUUACAUAAGGAUAUGUUGGCUCGUUCUCCACUGCUAAAACCCUUUGGGUGCAACAGUUUGAUGAAUGUCUCUGCUCUCCGGCUAGAUUUGUAUUAGGCCUGCAAGCCCUGAUGGAAGUUAUUACUUUCUAAUGGGAAUAUGUAAGCAAAGGUCAUGUGCUUUUCAUCACUUCACAAAUAACCAUUGUACAGAAAAAAAAGCAAGCUAAAAAAAUGAAAAACCUACAGGCAACAUGUGAUGCUUAUAUAUGGACAAGUGGAUUUGUUAUUUGGUUUACAUUUUCUCUGUUCUUUUUUUUCUUCUUUUGGAAGUCCUUUCUAUCAUUGCUAUUCUGAGUCAUUUAUUCCCAAAGGAAGUGAUAGUCAUGGCACUAAGUUUCCAGUAUUAUUUCCAAAUUUCCAUGUCAGGAUGCAGGUCUUACCAAACAAUUUGUGAUUAAAAAUAAACCUCCAAAAAGGAGUCAAACGGGGACCUGCAGGAAGUGAUGCUACCCUUGUUUGGUUUCCAAUAAGGGUGUCAGAAUGUGAAGGAAACUAAUAUAGUCAACAAAUUAUUGGAUGGGGGUUAAAGUUAGAUGUUAUUGUUUUCAGGACCCUUUUAGUGUAGAAGACAAGGGUUUGUGCACUACCUUGGCAUCAUUUUUGAUGUGGGUGCCAUACAGAUAGCGCUCCAAAUAAUGUUUACCCCACCAGCCUUUCCCCAUAGAGACCAAGUUCAUCCCUAUAGCACUUAUGCUCAUUUAGUUAUUACAGUUUUAAGCCAUCGCCAGGUGGUUUUUAUGUAACCGGGUUCUCCUUCACGCCACUGAACCGGGUUGGCCCAAGUAACCCCUUGACUCUGUGUUGUGUAGUUUUUAAUGAAGACAAGGAGUUUCUAGGUGAUGGGGCAUUUUAUUUCCUGAAUGAGAACAUAUCAGAUUUGAAUCAGUGCAAUCGGCUCAACUUCACUCAGCACACUACAAUAGUGUUAUAUUAGCAUUUAACUUUAGCACAUAGAGUGUUUUACAGUAUUAAAAACACUAAAAGUACAAAAGCUGGUGCCAUGCAUCUAGUAAGUAUUCAUUACUCUCCAUGUGUCUAAGUUCAUAAAGGUAAUGUCUUAUGUAUUGUUAACGCUUUUCUAUGCUAUGUGCUGAAAAAUGCAACUCACCUCUCAUGAAGCUUUCACAGACUGGCACUUAGUACAGGGGCCAGCAGCAUAUAACCAGCUACACAGAGAGGAGGCGCUAUUUCUCCACUGCACUGCUACAUAAAGCAAGUGAGAUUCUACAACCUAAACAUUGUUAAAUUUAUCCCCUAACCCAAGUUGUGAAGAGACACAUUUUGUAUACAUUUGUAAAUACUGGACAAAUACAGUAAAUCAAUGGUAGCAAUGAAAUAGUUUUAAUCACUAUUUUCUAUUCGGACUAAAAUCAAUAUACUUGCCAUUAGAUGUACUUUGAUCAGAUUAAGUUCAAUGAUUGGUUAAAGCUGCAGUAUGAAACUUCUUUGAAGAUAUAUUAUUUUCAUAUUUGUUAAAAAUCACAUUAUAUCCUGAAAGUAGAAUGUGAGAGAAAUAAUCUGUGAAAAAAUCAAGUCUCUCUGUCUCUUUCCUUAGCCCCUAAUGGGAUCUUUGCAAGUACGGCACUGAUGUCACAUCUGCAUGAGUGAAAUGCAGCUUUCUUGUUUCUGCUUUGAGUUACCAUGACAGCUAGGAAAGACAAAGACGUAUUUCAGAAGCAAAUAAAGCAAACUUUGCACAUUGUUGUCUUCCAAAUAUAAUAGGCUUUUAAGUUUUCAUGGAUUUCCAAGCGAUCCUGAAUUAAGAAGACGGUGGCUUGUAAAUAUUGUCGCUACCAGUUAAAGCUAACGCGGCACAGCAAAGUUCACAGCCUUCACUUCACUCCGGAUCAGCUUCUUCAGCCUAAUACUACCGGGGGGAGACGGGUGGUAAAUAAAGGAGCCGUCCUGUGUUAUAUCAAUGGAAUCACUUCUGAAUUCAGCCUGAAAGAGCGAGUGUAUGGGAACGAGUGAGCAGACCAGAGUCAAGCAGCCGAGCAACUGAUCCACCUGUACUGCUGUAAACAACAUCCUAUUGAGCUCUUCACAAGAAGCAUGCAAAAGUAAUAAAAUAACACGGAGACCUUAAGGAACACGGCCAUAUUUUUCUAAAAGCAACAACUCUGAACCUGAACAGUCAGCUGAACUAGAACUCUGACACCAGAGCUGCUCUACUGUUAAGCUAAGGGGUUGUUGUGCUUCCUCAUGCUUCAGAAGCAAAAAGCCUGAACUGUAAUCUCCCCAGUGACUUGGUCUCUGACACUAACGACAAUAAGCACAUAUAAUAUAUUUGAAAAUAAGUACAAAUUAAGGUGAAAACAUUGUCUGUUAGAAUGGAUUAAAAUGUUUAGAUACUUAAAUAGCACAUUUUUACAAGAAAAAUGUCAGAGAAUAUUGUCUACUAGCAUAAGCUAAAGUUAAUGUUAGCCACAAAGUUUAAAGAAAGUAAAACUCACCUUCGUAUCCGUGGAUGUAUAACGAGGCGUACAUCUUAAAACCUUUCUCCAGCUUACUUGUUGGAGCUACGGAUCGAUGUACAUCAUUAAUUGUUACCUUGGGCAAGUCCUGCAAACACCUAGUGGAAAACGCCAUUUUCAAUAGAUCAGAAUCAAGCGACCUGCUUUUCCACCAGCUUUUCAGAAAGCUGACGUGUCCAUAGCCUUACACCAGUAGCAUAGCAUAGCAAUGCCACAGCAUUUAGAAAAAUACUCACUCCCAAAUCAAAACAACCAAUCAAAGCCAGGAGGAGGCUGGCUCUGAUAUACUAAUCAGUAUCUCAUUCACAACUGUGUACACGCAGCUCUCUCCUGCACAGCGUGCUCGUUGUUCAAGCUGAAGCUAGCUGUGUGCUGCAGCUGUUGUGUUAAUGGCGAAGAAACAAACCAACUUUACAGGGAAAUGUCUAAUUUCUGGAGUAGUACCUGGACCAAAAACUAAGAGACAGGUAAACAGAAGAAGACCUACGACGAAAGGCAAGCUAAAAAGAGAGAAUUAGAACAAGCCCUGUGGAUUCUGUGACCUUUCGUCUUCCACCUGUCCUGCCUGAUUCUCCAUGGACACAGCUUCCUCUUCUCCCCGCUGAAGGUAAAACACCUCAUCAGAGCCCAUGAACUCCAUGUCAGAACUCUAGUCGCAUACCAUACAGAAGAAAUGUCAUGCAUGCAAAGCGAAAAAUAUAAAUUGCUUACUCACUGGCUGGACAUUUUGCCUAGGUAGUUUCAAACCUUAUCUAACAUUGAGUAAAUACACACCAUAGCUACUUUUAUGUUAGCUGACUUAUAAAAAAAAAGUGAACGUUAAAAUAUGAACUGACUGUUUUUAAAAUGUAACGCAUAAUGUUGAUACCUACCGAUGCCAUAGUUGUUUAUCCGCCGUUGUGGAGCCUUGUUUAAUAGCUGGUGUGUUUACGCUAGUUUUCUCUGCGUGGGAGGGGCUGUAGAGGAAGGGCUGCAUGACACAGCAGAGAGCAAGGGGGCGGGGCUUGUUCAAACUUUCAGGCCAAGUGCAUGGUUUUGAAAAAGUUACAUACUGCAGCUCCUGAGACCCUGCAUCCUCAUAUGAGGACAUUACAUUUUUGCUGUUCUGUACCAUGAUACUUAAUUUGUAAGAAUUUUGACCAAUUGCCCUCAUCUGGGGGCCCUGCCUGCACCACCUAGUGGUCUCAUAAUGAAAUUACACUCAUUUGAAAAAAAACAACAUGGCGGGGAUGACAGCUAACGUCUUCUACGGCAGCUCCCGACAGAAACAUGGACAAGGUAAAAAUCCUAAUCAAAUUUUAUGAUUGAAACUAGUUUAUUUAUGCACAAUAAUGUCUGUAGCUUCACGUGGCAUGCUUAUUUGAUAUAUUUGAGUAAUAUUAGCAAGCUACAACGUCUGUAAACAUGACGUACUUCUUUAAGGACAUCAGGUCUACCUUCAGUGCAAAAACGUAAAAUUUUUCCAAGAGCAUUUGUGUUUAUUUCUAGUCAAAAUGUCUAAUUUCUAGUCAAAAUAAGUCUUAUUACACUUAAAAUAAGACUCAUCCUGUAAAAAGUAACUUGUUUUUAGACAAUCACCACUUGUUUCAAGCGAACUUUCACUAAAAAAUAAGUAGAAUAAUUUGCCAGUGGAGCAAGUUUUUAUUUCCUAUUACAAGGAAAUAGAUUGUGCAUUUUUAUCAUUACAGGGGGAAUGUCCUUUUUGAGAGCUGAACGAUUGCUAAAUGCAAUCGCAAAUGACUCUGAGAUUGAAGAUUUGUCAGAUGGUGAAGAGGAUGAUCCUGCUGUGGGUGAAAUCGCUCCAUGUGAAGCAACUGUGGAGCAACCUGAUGAUUCUGAUUCAGAUUAUCAACCUGAUGCUGCUGACAUAAGUGAAGAUACUGACAGCGAUGUGAGUGAGCCACAACAUAAACAACAGCAUCUUGAGAAUGAUGAACCUGACCAGGAUGUGCAAGGUCGCAGGGCAGGACCAAGAAAUGGAAAUAGAGAGUACUGGAAGUCUGCUCCAUUCAACCCUGUCUUAGUCCCAUUUCAAGGAGCUGAUGAACAACAAGACGAGAGAGCAGAUAUGUCGCCGGUGCAGUACAUGGAACAGUACGUUGACAUAGAACUGAUGAAAGUCCUUGCCGACUGUACAAAUUCUAUGUCAUUAGCUAAAAGUGGAAGAUCUCUCAACACAUCGGUUGAAGAGAUGUACCACUUUUUUGGAGCAUCCAUCUUGAUGUCCUGCAUCCCUUACCCACAAAUCCGCAUGUUCUGGUCCACUAACCUGAGAGUCCCUGCCAUUAGUGACACAAUGAGACGCGACUGAUUCUUCAAGCUGAGGAGCCAUCUGAAGGUGGUAAUUGAUGACGACAUUCCUGAAGACAGGAAAACAGACAAAUUCUGGAAGGUGAGGCCUUUCAUGAAUCGCAUACUCAAAGGCUGCCAUGCUCAGGCCCGACCAGAAUCCGUCUCAAUAGAUGAACAGAUGAUACCAUUCACUGGAGGCUGUCCGUUCCGCCAGUAUGUGCCGCUAAAGCCAAAUCCAGUUGGCAUGAAGAAUUUUGUCCUGGCAACAGCAGAUGGCGUCGUUCUCGACUUUGAAGUUUACCAAGGUUCAAAGGAACUGGCUGCACAGGUGCUGGACGCAGAAGGAUUGGGUUUGGGAGCCCUGGUCCUCAAACGCCUGACAAAAACAGUACAUCCUGGUACAAAGGUGUACUGCGAUAGGUUCUUCACCACCACAUCAGCUGCGGAAUCCAUGCUGGAGAAGCAGGUGUACCUAACUGGUACAGUCAUGAAGAACAGGAUCCCAAAAGCAAUGCAGAAGCUUCCAAGUGACAAGAUCAUGAAGCAGCAAGGCAGAGGUACCUCCGCAUCAGUUGUCAGGGGAGAUGGGAAACUGAAUGUUGUGAAAUGGUUUGACAACAAGCCGGUCCUGAUGCUCUCUGCUGUCCACACUAAGGAGCCAGAGAAUACCUGCCAGCGGUGGUCCAAGAAGGACAAAUGCUACUUAACCAUCAGACGACCAAAUAUUGUACAGGAGUACAAUGCAAAGAUGGGUGGGGUAGACUUAUCAGACAGAAUGAUGAGCUACUACAGGAUGAGCGUGCGAACAAAGAAGUGGACGAUUCGCAUGCUUAUGCACUUCAUGGAUCUUGCUCUGGCCAACAGCUGGCUGCUGUAUCGCAGAGAUCAUCAAGAACACGGUACCCCAAGAAAGGCUAUCAUGACGUUCCUUGCGUUCCGCAUGGACGUGGCUCAGGUGUUCCUCAACAAGUGUGAUGUCACGCAUGCAGAGGAAGAGAGUGCAUGCUGUCCACAACCUGGCCAAAGAUCCCUGGUCACUCCAAUCCCCCACAUCUCAGCGCGCACAGCUUCUGCUGCUCAUCUGCCGGAAGUUGCUGAUCUCAAGAACCCGAUGCGUUGCAGACAACAAGGCUGCCCCGGGAAAUCCCGUGUACGCUGUCUGACAUGCAAUGUGUUCCUUUGCCUGCAAAGUCGGCGCAACUGCUAUGAAGCCUUUCACGGAGGCCAGUAGGACUACUUGAAUACUUGAAUGUUUGUUUGAGUUUGCUAUGACACGUUCAUAAUGAUGUUCAUAAACGUUGCACUUUUCCAUGCAAAGCCUUUCACAUAGGCAAGCAGGAAUACUUGAAUUAAUGCCUGAGUUCGCCAUGACAUGUUCAUAAUGAAGUUCAUAAAGUUUGCACUUUUCCAUGCAAAGCCUUUCACAGAGGCAAGCAGGAAUACUUGAAUUAAUGCCUGAGUUCGCCAUGACAUGUUCAUAAAGUUUGCACUUUUCCAUGCAAAGCCUUUCACAGAGGCUAGUAGGAGUACUUGAAUGUUUGUUUGAGUUUGCUAUGACACGUUCAUAAUGGUUCUCAUAAACGUUGCACUUUUCCAUGCAAAGCCUUUCACAUAGGCAAGCAGGAAUACUUGAAUUAAUGACUGAGUUCGCUAUGACAUGUUCAUAAUGAAGUUGAUAAAGUUUGCACUUUUCCAUGCAAAAGCUGCACACUUUUAUCUGCACUUUUAUGUUUGUUGACAGUAUAAAAUAAAGUUUUGUACUUUGUUAACCAAUGGUGUCUUCAUUGUGAAAGUCUGGACAGAAAGCAGCGUAAAUGUACAUACUGUGAAACACAGAUGUAAAUAAUAACAUUGAUUGAAUGGUCUUAUCGUCACACAGAUAGACCCAAUGUCCUCGUCUGAGGACAUUGGGUUUUGAGAUAACCACUUAUUGUAGAAAGCUAAAAUUUCAUUUUUAGGCUAAUUGGGUCCUUAUGAUCCCAAAUGACAAGGAAAAAAUGUAUAUGCAAAAACAGACCCAUUGUCCUCAUAUGAGGGCAUUGGUUUUGACAUAGUUCAAGAGCACAUAGAAAGCUAAAAUUUAAUUUCAACUAAAAUUAGGUCAUACUAAUCCCAAAUAGUAAGGAGACAUUAAAAAUGCACAUCAAACAAAAGC
This is a messenger RNA of Xiphophorus hellerii (green swordtail), 7029 nucleotides long. RefSeq names its product piggyBac transposable element-derived protein 3-like. NCBI's taxonomy places the organism in Eukaryota, Metazoa, Chordata, Actinopteri, Cyprinodontiformes, Poeciliidae. The record is from RefSeq and is a predicted model, not a curated record. The transcript has 3 exons. Bases 4987 to 6105 code for a protein of 372 amino acids.